AAGUCGCAAGAAGACCACUCUUUGGCUACAUAAAAGCAGCAAGAACUGGAAGCAUUAUUUGCAUUAAAAAAAGAAACCCAAAUUUAGUUUCUUGAAAAGAACAGGAAAAUGGAAUUCAUAAUCGAAGAAGGAAAAUGCCUUAACAAGGAAACCUCAACUCUGAUUCUGCCUGCAUUAUCAAUAGGUAAUGUUGGGCAGUUAGCAGUUGAUUUGUUAGUAUCAUCAACAAGAGCUGAAAGAAUUGGGUAUUUGGAUGAUCCUUAUAUCUUGCCUUGUGUUGGUAACGAUGCUUAUGGUCCCACUCCGUGCGGCGAGCUUGCUCUUCCUCUUGAAGCUUAUGAUUCGAGGAAUAAUGGGGUGGCGCUCGUGCAACAACGAUCUCCGGUUGUUAAGGGGAUGAUGGUCGAAUUUGCUAGGAACCUAGCCGAUUUUGCUGUUGCUACUGGAAUGAAUCAUGUUUUGGUGCUUUCUAGCUUAGAGUUUAUGAGAUUGCAAAAGAUUGAUACAUCAAGUGGCAUGCAGAUAUUUUACCUAUCUAGCACCAAUACUGAUGGAACAGAUGAUUGUUGUGAACGGCUGGGGUGGAAAAAAUGGCAGGAAUAUAAUCCUGAUCAAAGGUCUUGGAAAUAUCUUAGCUCUUUAGCUGAAGGAAAUGCCAGGCAGGAAGACAACCUACCAUUUGAAGAUGAACCAGAAGACGAGGAUUACUACCCAAGUUUGCCUUUUGCUGCCCUUUUUUCUUGUUUCAAGGCAAAAGGGAUAAAAGUUACAUGUUUACUGUGUUACUGCUCUGAAGGGGAUAACACACCUGAAGCUUUUAGUUUGGCUGAGGCAACAAGCAAACUUUUGGGGCUGAGUAUCGAUAACUCCCAUGGAGAAGGUGGUAAAUGGCUCAUCCCAUUUUCUUGGAGGACUGUGUAUGGACCACCCCCAGAUUUGUCAAUGUUUUAGGCUUGAUUAAACCAUACAACAUGAAGUGAUAUUGUCAAUAUGCUGCACUGGAUUUUAGGCACUCUUGUCAGUCUGUUUUCCAGUUUGUCGGGCCAUAUCUGUUUCAUAUAUAUCCCAAAAGAGGGAUCGGGCAAAAAAAUCUGACGAGGAAAAAUGUAGGGCAGAAUCUAGAGGGGGUGGCAUGGAGUACUUUGAACUCCAGUUCCUUCUGUGUUUAAAUGUUGACUUGAACUCAAGAAGGGUGGAAAUUUUGGAUGUCAAAAUUCAUUAUUUUGAAGCAAACUUUUAAUAUGUUCACGAA
Messenger RNA from Populus trichocarpa (black cottonwood), 1252 nucleotides. RefSeq lists its product as uncharacterized. NCBI's taxonomy places the organism in Eukaryota, Viridiplantae, Streptophyta, Magnoliopsida, Malpighiales, Salicaceae. Gene Ontology annotation, biological process: proteasome assembly. The coding region runs from base 109 to 951 and encodes 280 amino acids. Gene Ontology annotation, cellular component: nucleus; cytosol. The transcript is spliced from 7 exons. The record is from RefSeq and is a predicted model, not a curated record.